Molecule: messenger RNA, 1890 nt
Organism: Durusdinium trenchii
Lineage: Eukaryota; Dinophyceae; Suessiales; Symbiodiniaceae
Source: the annotation of a GenBank genome assembly
AUGCCGCUCCCACAGACUCCAUUUCACUGCCCUUGGCUGACCGUUUCCUGGCGAGGGACGGAUCCCGGCAUCGCAGAGGCCGCCGGCAUGAUGCCCGGCGGCAGGCCUCGAGAGUUCACCAGCUGGGCAAAGAAUCUGGUGGUGGAAAUGUCUCGCCACUUGGGAAUCGAAGUGUCGAUCUCCCAGCGAAGGAUCUUGCUGCGCGAAGUGCUCAAGGAGGAUCGGCUUGUCCAGCGCGUGGCCUUGUCGAGCACACGGCAAGCGCUCAGGCUUCUCACAUUGCUUCAUCUUUGCCGAUGGCCUUUCGAUUCCUCUUUCCGCUGCGCCUUGCUCCAAUUUCCGCGAGAGGCUCAUGCUGAGGACCCGCUGUGGGCCACAAUUUGCGUUCGCGAGAGCGUUCCAUGGAGAAGCCUCACCCGACAUCCUGAUGUCUACCAUCAACAGACUCAUCUGCUUGCAGUAAAGCUGGAUGCAGCUGAAUUGAAGCUAUUGAAGCUGGAAGGCCGAGUCAUAGCGGAAACCCUUGCCAAUGGCAAGGUGCAAAGAGGCUGGCGCUUGUGUCCUGGAGGUGAUCUUCCAAGACCCGAGAAGAAGUCGGACUUCGCGGCUCAGCUCUUGGGCGUCGAGACCAGUAACUCCUCCGAAGAAGCAGCCGACUUGCUGGCUGCUGCAUUUGCAUCGCUGGCAGCAAAGUGCGCAGAAGAUAGCAGCGUGUCCGCAACGCUCUUCUUUGAAAAGGUCACCAAGGACGAGUUCACUGCACAGAUGGCCCAGCGUCGAGCAAUGAUGGUUGACCUUUGCUUCCAGGCUCACGGUGAUGCAGACUUCCUGAAAGAUAUCAUUGAAGUGCCACGGCAAGCGCACAUGCAGACCGAGGCCAUGCUACUAGGCGCAAGCCUUGCACGCUUGGCUGUGGUCAAGGAGGUGCCUGUUCAGCCAAGUGAGACUGCCAUGGCACUUCAGGAAGCAAUGAAGGCUCUUCAUGGUUCCGCAGAGGUUGUGGCGCAGCUAGCUGGAACUCCCAGCGAUUGGCUGUUUCAGCAACAUUCCAGGUCGUUCGGCCGAGUGCUGUGCAAUGAGCCGGUUGGCGACGUCGUGGAAGCUUGGCGAGCGUUGUCUUCCGAAGACAAGAUUGUCAACGAUGCUGAGUACUUCACUGAUCAAUUCUUGUCUUUGAGUUUUUAUGGUAGAGUCAUUGCAUCUGCAGAAGCAACGUCUUUGAGCAUCGAAGGUCCAUUGUUGGCCCGGCACGUGCUGGUGAAUUUCAGCUCCAGCGAGCCAUCUGUGCGCCUUUGGGAAGCCUUUCCGGUGCUCUCCAAGCCUGGCCGCUUUGCUGCCCAACUCUGGGGAAUGUUGCGCUUCGAUGACAGCCUGAAGUCCUUUGGAGAGGCCCGAGAUGCGAUGGCCCAUGGCUUCUUUCGAUGCUAUUGCCAGGACGCUGUACACGCUCAGGAACUCCGCUUGCGGCUUCACCUUGUGCUAACUCUUCUGGAGUUGAUUUGGUUCAGAAGGCAGUGUGCAAGGAACAAAGUGGUGGAUAUGUGCCCAGAGCUUCCUGCGGAGGUCGGCCUACGUGAAGCUCUACGCCAGGAGGUGCUGGAGACGGCGUCAGCCUGGAAGCGCCUUCAAAAGAUCCAGAGGGAUGCAGCUGAAGAGUCUGGUCGACUUGAUUGCUGUUUUGGGAACCCACAGGGGCAUGCCUGUGAUCGCAGCCCCACAAGCUGCCCCAGCUGCCUAUGUGCGAGCACCUGUGACGACGACAGUGACAUCCCACAAGCUGCCUUUGCUGCACCAGUCAAAACCAUCUCAGCAGCCGCUGAAUCUGCAGAAGCAGUACAUACCUCAAUUCUUCACCCGGAAAAUCACUGUACUUCGAUGGAAGACAAGUAG